AUGUCGACCAAAAAGAAGGUUCGUGUUGGAAAGAAGAAAGGAAAGAUUUUGGUUCCAAAAUGGAAAUUGUUUCGAGCAAAGGUGAGUGAAACUAUAUAAUUUUCAAAUCAAAAUUAUUGAUUUUUCAGGAACCACUUCUUUCGGUUUUCAUGUGGGGAAUCAAUCACACAGUCGAUCAAUUAAUGCAUGUUCCACCACCGGGUUUAUUGAUGCCUGAUGAUUUUAAAGCUUAUUCGAAGGUUAAAAUCGAUAAUCACAAUUUUAACAAAGAUAUUAUGCCGAGCCAUUAUAAGGUAAACAUUUAAAAAUUCUGUAAAAAUAGAAAAUCUAUAAUUUUCUUUUUCUAGGUCAAAGAAUAUUGUCCAAAUGUGUUUCGUAAUCUACGCGAACAAUUUGGAGUUGAUCAAUGUGAAUAUUUGAGAAGUUUGACAUCUUGGGAACCCGAACCUGAUCAAUUAGAUGGGUCUGCAAAGGAUUCGACUCCCCGAUUUUUUAUCUCUUAUGACAAACGAUUUGUGAUCAAAUCGAUGGAUUCGGAAGCUGUUGCUGAACUUCAUUCAGUUCUUCGUAAUUAUCAUGAAUAUGUUGUUGAAAGACAAGGAAAAACUCUUUUGCCACAAUAUUUGGGACUUUAUCGGUGAGCUUUUUUUGAGUCCUUUUGGUUUUUCAUGUCCAAAAUAUGCCACGUCAUGACUUAUAUUCAGUGGAGAGCUUUCUGGGGUUUCACUACAUGAAACAUACUUUAAUUUAUUUUUAGAAAUUCAGAUUUGAAAAAAAAAACAUUUUAACAGGAUUUUUUAAUCCAAAAAUCAACUUUUAGCUCCCAAAAACUGUUCACAAAAUAUCAACAAAAAACCCAUUUUCUUUUAAAAAUCAAUUUCCAGUCUCACAAUUGAUGGAAAUGAAACAUACUUGAUUGUCAUGCGAAACGUAUUCGGUCGAAAAUAUGGAGUUCAUACGAAAUUCGAUUUGAAAGGAUCUACAGUAUCCCGUGCUGCUUCGGACAAAGAAAAAGCGAAAGAUUUGCCAACAUUGAAGGAUAACGAUUUUCUUGAGCAGAAUAUGAAAUUGGCGUUGCCUGAAGAAGCGAAACAACAAUUAUUGAAGAUGUUAUCACAGGAUACAGAAUGGUUGUCGAGAAUGCAUUUGAUGGAUUAUUCGCUUCUUGUUGGUAAGAGUUUUGAGUAUUAUGAUGGUUUUGUGAUAACCUAAUUUUAAGAAACCACGAAUUUCUGAAUUUCAAAAAAAAUAUUUCAGGAAUCCAUGAUUGUGAACGUGCUGCCGUCGAAGCCGCCAAUCGUCCAGUCGAACAAACCAGCGAAGAAUCUGGCGAUGAAUUGGCUCCAACACCUCCAGAUAGUCCAAUUCCAUCAACUGGCGGAGCUUUUCCUGGUGUUUCUGGUGGUCCGGAUUUGGAUGAUGAAUUUUAUGCGAUUCACAGUUCACCAAGUAAGUUUUGAAUGGGUUUUGAGAUUUUGGGCUUGUAAUUUUUAAUUUUUUUCAAAACUUUAAUCGUAAACGCUACCGAAAAUAACUUAGAAAAAGCCUGGAAUUUUCCCAAAGACCUCAAACUUAACUCAAAAAAAUCACAAUUUUCUAAAUUCAAAUAGCGCAUUUUCAGCGCACGAUAAAAAUCUGAUCUAUUUCAUUGGACUCGUUGAUAUUUUGACAUAUUAUGGAAUCAAAAAACGAAGUGCAACCGCGGCAAAAACAAUGAAAUAUGGUUCGGAUGUGGAAAAUAUUAGUACUGUAAAACCAGAACAAUAUGCAAAACGUCUUGUCGAAUUUGUUACUCGAGCUCUUCAAAAUUAA
Molecule: messenger RNA, 1812 nt
Organism: Caenorhabditis angaria
Lineage: Eukaryota; Metazoa; Nematoda; Chromadorea; Rhabditida; Rhabditidae
Source: the annotation of a GenBank genome assembly